UCCCCGGAUAUUCAACCUUCAUUUUGUCAUUUUGAGCAAACUGUGCACUGAUACAAACUUUUCAAAAUAUUGUUCUCUUGGGAGGAUGUUUGGACCGGGAUUGGACGGAAACAGACCGCGAUGUGCUCCAUUUUGGGAUGACUUCUUCGCCUGUGUAGUGAAGAAUGGCCGUAAUGAGCAGUGGGCACUCUGCAAAGAACAGAGGGAAGACUUUAUGGAGUGUCUACAUCACAAGAAACUGUACACAAGGGUUCAAAAGAUCAAGAGGCAGAAAGAAAAGCUGAUAAAAGCUGGAAAAUGGCCACCUAAGGAGGAAAGUGCAUAAAAUUCUAGACUGAACAUUUAGGAAUUGUUUUGUACAGUGGACUAUCAGCGAAGUAUCAGCUAAACUUGACAUUUGUCCUGAGAGAUUUCUUUAAAAGAUAAAAGCAGAAAUUGAGCACUUAUUUUGUAAUCAAGGUGUUCAGGGUGAAAGAUUGUUAAUGUGAAUGUGAAUGUAAGGAUAAGAAACUGACUCGGGUUGUUGAGAUAAGAGGUAAUGAUAUUAUCAUGCAACAAGUUUGAGAACCAGGCAGGUGUUUUGUGUAUAGUAAUAAAAACUAUAUUGUUUUCCACUGCCCUCUUUGUUUAUUGGUUUGCUAGUUCCUUCACUGUACCUUCCCUUGAAUGCAGUA
Molecule: messenger RNA, 674 nt
Organism: Pocillopora verrucosa
Lineage: Eukaryota; Metazoa; Cnidaria; Anthozoa; Scleractinia; Pocilloporidae
Source: RefSeq, a predicted model, not a curated record